AUGUCCUCGAGUUUGCUCACUAACUACUCUCCCGAACUUUAUGAUGACCAAGAAAAUAAAUUGGACAAGUACUUGCACCAUCUUCAGCUGCCUGAUAAAACUCUGAUGGAUAUAUCAAUAAGGUUUCGACGAGAAAUGGACAAAGGCCUUUGCAGAGAUACUAACCCCACAGCAGCUGUACGGAUGCUGCCUACAUAUGUACUCUCAACACCAGAUAGGACAGAACAAGGAGAAUUUUUGGCUUUGGACCUUGGUGGGUCCACAUUCCGAGUGCUUCUAGUUACCGUUAUGGCUAAUGGCGAGCAAAAAGUGGACAUGGAAAAUCAGAUUUAUGAUAUUCCUGAACAUCUCAAGAGAGGCUGCGGAUCUGAGUUAUUUGACUAUAUAGCUGAAUGCCUGGCUAAUUUCAUGGAGAAGUUAGGAAUAAAGGACAAAAGGCUGCCUUUGGGCUUUACCUUCUCUUUUCCUUGUCAACAGAGCAAGUUGGAUGAGAGUAUAUUGAUCUCCUGGACAAAAGCCUUCAAGGCAUCCGGAGUUGAAGGAAAAGACGUAGUCAAACUUCUGCAGAGAUCUGUGAAGAAGCGAGGGGACAUCAGUGUGGACAUUAUGGCUGUCAUUAAUGACACAGUGGGAGCUAUGAUGACGUGUGGCUAUGAUGAUCAUAAUUGUGAAAUUGGUCUCAUUGUAGGGACAGGAACAAAUGCCUGUUACAUGGAACAAAUGAGGAACCUUGAGUUGCUAGAUCGUGAUGAAGGUCAGAUGUGUGUCAAUACAGAGUGGGGCGCUUUUGGAGAUGACGGUGCCCUGGAGGACCUGCGAACACAUUUUGACAGAGAAAUAGAUGCUGGCUCUCUAAACCCUGGCAAACAGCUUUUUGAGAAGAUGAUAGGUGGAAUGUACAUGGGGGAACUGGUACGUCUCAUCCUUGUGAAAAUGACAAAAGACCAACUACUUUUUAAAGGCAAGACUACAGCUAAGCUCCUAAUGACUGGACAGUUCUCCACCAACUACAUCUAUUCCAUAGACAGUGAAAACAGAGAGGAGGGUCUGUUGAGUGCUGAAAGUGUGCUGAAAGGCCUUGACCUCAACCCAACAAUUGAGGACUGCAUAGCGACCCAGAGAGUAUGUCAAAUGGUUUCUACACGGGCUGCACAUUUGUGUGCAGCUACAUUGGUUGCGGUGCUUCGACAAAUCAGGGACAACAAAGCAGCUGAGAAAUUGCGAACAACCAUUGGAGUGGAUGGCUCUGUAUACAAAAAUCAUCAAGAGUUUUCGAGGAGGCUUCACAAGAUGGUACGGAGACUAGUGCCUGACUGUGAUGUGCGUUUUUUGAGAUCUGAGGUUGGAAGCGGGAAAGGUGCAGCCAUGGUAACAGCUGUAGCCUUACGCCUUGCUGCUCAGAAUGCUGAGCGUCAGCACAUACUUGACAGCCUGCGUUUGAAUGAUGAGCAGCUGAUGGAAGUGAAAAGGCUGAUAAGUGAAAAUAUGGUUCGAGGCUUGUCAAAGAAAGCCCACAAUCAGGCUAGCAUCAAGAUGCUUCCAACAUUUGUUGGCUCGACCCCAGAUGGAUCAGAGCAUGGAGAAUUCUUGGCUUUGGACCUUGGCGGCUCAAGUUUUAGAGUGUUGCUCGUGCGUGUGCACCGUGAAAAGAGACAUGUGGAGAUGCACGCUAAGAACUACAUUAUUCCUCAGGAGACAAUGCAGGGCACAGGAGAAGAGCUUUUUAGAUAUAUUGUGGAUUGCAUGGCCAACUUUUUGGAAAGGAUGGGUUUGAAAGGAGCAUCCUUACCUCUGGGAUUUACAUUUUCCUUCCCCUGUCACCAAACUAAACUGGAUCAGGGAAUUCUUCUGAAGUGGACAAAGGGUUUCAAAGCUACUGGUUGUGAGGGACAUGAUGUUGUUGCAUUACUUAAGGAUGCUGUGCGAUGCCGAGGGGAAUUUGACUUAAGUUUUGUGGCGGUCGUUAAUGAUACUGUAGGAACCAUGAUGACUUGUGGUUAUGAGGACCCUAAGUGUGAGGUGGGACUCAUUGUUGGCACGGGGACCAAUGCCUGUUACAUGGAGGAGAUGGAGAAUAUUGAAAUGGUUGAUGGUGAUAAAGGGCGCAUGUGUGUAAAUAUGGAAUGGGGAGCAUUUGGUGAAAACGGCGAACUAGAUGGUAUCCUCACAAACUUCGAUCGUCUUGUUGAUGCCUCCUCUAACAAUCCUGGAAAACAGAGGUAUGAGAAGAUGAUCAGUGGCAUGUACCUGGGGGAGAUAGUUAGACAUGUGCUAUUGGAUUUCACCGCAAAGGGCUUACUGUUUCGAGGGAAACAGUCCGAGCGACUCAAGACCUGGGGCAUCUUUGAGACAAAAUUCCUGUCACAAAUUGAAAGUGAUCGUCUGGCCAUGCGUCAGAUCCGUUGCAUCUUGCAGCACCUUGGUCUUACCACCUCAACAUGUGAUGACAGUGUCCUCGUUAAAGAGGUUUGCAGCAUUGUCUCCCGCCGGGCAGCACAGCUCUGUGGUGCUGGUUUAGCUGCUGUGGUUGAUAAAAUGAGACAGAAUCGCAACCUGCAGCAGCUCACUGUUACAGUUGGAGUUGACGGCACUCUUUAUAAAAUGCACCCUCAUUUUGCAGGAGUCAUGCAAGAGACAUUGCAGAAUUUGGCACCGCAGUGCAAGGUGACGUUCCAUAAUUCUGAGGAUGGAAGUGGAAAAGGAGCAGCACUCAUAACCGCGGUGGCGUGUAGAAUCAUGAGUAACGCACAGUAG
This is a messenger RNA of Nerophis lumbriciformis (worm pipefish), 2754 nucleotides long. The record is from RefSeq and is a predicted model, not a curated record. NCBI's taxonomy places the organism in Eukaryota, Metazoa, Chordata, Actinopteri, Syngnathiformes, Syngnathidae.